This is a messenger RNA of Symbiodinium pilosum, 1590 nucleotides long. Lineage: Eukaryota; Dinophyceae; Suessiales; Symbiodiniaceae. The record is from the annotation of a GenBank genome assembly.
AUGGUGGAACCUACGGUGUUGCGCCUCGUUGGCAAUGCUGGACACAACAUGGAGGUGGCCUAUGUGCAGAGCGUCUCCAGCUUUGACGCGGGGCUCAGCGAUGGCACUCUGUCAGGCGCUGUUGAAUUCACGGUAAUUUCUGGCCUGUCAAACACCUUCUACAGCUCUCCCACGCUGAACAGCCCGCUCACUGAGAGUGGUGUCACUUUGGCCUUCACACCGCGACGGCCCGGGUAUGGCUGGGCCAUGAUCCUGACAGAAGAACAAGCACGCUCUGCUACGAAGGAGCACGUCUACAACCUUGAUGGUGCCUUGGGUGGGCCGUUCUGCAAGCACGGACCUCGGCAGCUCUUCGCCUACCGAGAGGAAGCGUGGGUCUUCUCAGGCUGUCUUCUGACCGUCGGAAGCCGUUACACGGUGCUGGCAUACAUAUCUGGCAUUGGAGCACACCUGGACGGAACGGUUGAUGGUGUCUCUUCAACUGCAACUAGUGCCAGCAAUGCCUUCUCCACGUACCCGACAAUUUCUGGCCCACCCAGCGGUGAUGGCAUCACUGUGCAGCUGAGGACGAGGUCAAGUGGCUACCUCUGGCUCAUGAUCACAGUGGGGCCUGUUGCGCUCACCAUCGACCUGAUCAAAGCCACACUCAUCUCUUUUGGCAAAGGCUGGUGCUGGGGCUGUGGGCGCCGACACUUGCCGCGUGCUUCGGGCGCCUUGGUGCCAAGUUUGCUGGUGCAGGGCACCAGUGGACGACACGCUGCAACUGGGCAAAACUGGCAGUCUUUCCAACUCUCCGGCUGCAAGCUCAACUCCGGCCCGGAGUAUGCCUUGCACUCCUACAUCGAGGGUACGAACUCUGCGGGGAACGACGGCAGCUUCGCAGGGACUGUUACGUUCCAGGUGACACCGUCCAACAUUUUCGUGGUGUACCCUUCCAUUGUCUCGGAGAUCACGGGCCUCGGAUUCACCUUCCGGAUGACCUCAUCUUUCAUUGGGCGCUUUUGGUGCCUUCUUCGCGAGGGCAAUGCGGCCAUGUCUGUCGAGGACAUCAAGUUCGGGAGCGGAGCCAUGGGUCUCCCGGAGUGUCAGUACCUAUCGCAGUCGCUGACGGAGCUGGUCCUUACGAACUGCCAGCUGAGCCAAGACAGACUCUACAGCCUGUACGUGUACAUUGAGGAUUACAAUGGCAACAAUGACGGCAUCAUGGCUGGGCCCAUCAUGUUCUAUGUCCUGGACACGAACAACUUCGAAGACUCACCUAGACCUGUUGAGAACUCUGCCACGUUGGAUGGGGUGGUACGAUUAAGCCUCAUGGCCAACAGGGAAGGCUUUGCCUGGGCGGCCCUCUUCAACCACUACUCUGAGGCCCUUGCGUACUACCUGGAUGCUCCAUCGUUUUUGGAUCGGUACUACCCGGCAAACAACGAAUCCUGUGCCCCCGCGGGGGUGCCAGUUCUCUCCUCUGGAAACUUCACCAACAUGACCCUCACGGAUUGUGGCUUGAACUUCAGCACCACGUAUUGGGCGCUGGUCUACAUCGAAGUCGAAGUAUUCGUGCCUCGUUACUGGGCUGAGCAGAAAUCUGCAUAA